AUGGACGUCGAGAGCGAAGCACUUUGGAAAAGCAUGGGAGGACAAGAACUUGAAGAAAGCCUAUGCUCUAAUAAUGCAACAUACAGGCAAAACGAAGAGAUGUUCGCCUGGAGCCGUCUCGUGGAGGCAAACUUGCCAAUUUGGAGAGAACAUUUGAACAACUUCCUGAACCGGCAAGCUUCUUCAGUCCCUGAACUCGAGCAUGUCCAACGACCUAUGUACACUACGGUCAGUGAGAGACUAGCGACCGAGUCGUAUGCUUUGGUCUGUAUCCAAAAAAUGAAGAAUGGAAAAUCUGGUGAAGACGAUGGAAUUAGCACAGAAAUGCUGAAAUCUCCAUCCCUCAUGAAUAUGAAUUGA
This is a messenger RNA of Necator americanus (New World hookworm), 360 nucleotides long. RefSeq lists its product as uncharacterized. The record is from RefSeq and is a predicted model, not a curated record. Bases 1 to 360 code for a protein of 119 amino acids. Lineage: Eukaryota; Metazoa; Nematoda; Chromadorea; Rhabditida; Ancylostomatidae. The transcript has a single exon.